Alligator sinensis (Chinese alligator) is the source of this 1861-nucleotide messenger RNA. It is a transcript of the gene MPDU1, whose product is annotated as mannose-P-dolichol utilization defect 1. The coding region runs from base 861 to 1625 and encodes 254 amino acids. NCBI's taxonomy places the organism in Eukaryota, Metazoa, Chordata, Crocodylia, Alligatoridae. The transcript has 9 exons. The record is from RefSeq and is a predicted model, not a curated record. Gene Ontology annotation, biological process: oligosaccharide biosynthetic process.
AUGAGGCGAGGAUGAAGUAGGCGCGCGCAUGCGCGCGCUUCUGCACCGGUCGUGAGAAACAUGUCUGAACUGGACGGGAGGUUUUGCGCAUACGCACCCGCCUGAAGCGCGGAAAAAGGACACCUUUGCGCAUGUGCUGUAAAGCGGGAGCUGCUGCUCCCCAGCAAGGAAGCGGGGCCUACCCAUGCGCAAUCUCCUGAAGGGAAGGUGGAGGGAUCUGCGCAUGCACCUGAGCGGGAAGGGGGGACUACGCAUGCGGUGUAGAGGAGGAGCAGCGGCGCUUGUGGAAUGGAGACGGAAGUGGCCUCGGCCGCCGUUUUUCAACAUAGAGCAGGCGCUGGGGCUGCACUUAUUGCCGGAGACGUGCUUCGAUGAGCUCUUCUCCGCUUUCACCUGCUGCAGUGAGCCCCGGGCCGGGGUGGGGUGGAGCCCGUGCGGGCUUCCCCCACUCCCGUCAAGGUGCAGCCGCCGCCAUGUUGGUGUGGGACGGAAGUCCCGUGUCGACGUGGGGGCCAAUGAAGGGAAGGGAGGAAGUUGCCACCAGUCUCUCCUAGUCCCGUUGUAAGCGGGGGGACUGCAUUUCCCAGCAGCCCCUGCGUGUGGCUUCCUGGGAGUGGGGAAAGAGCCCAGGCGCCUGGGCUCCCUAGUCCCCGCAGCCCCGCUCGUGCCGGCGCCCCCUGCAGGAUCAGCGCCCGGAGGUCGAGGAGGGGGACCUGCACACUGAACCAGCUCAGCGACCAGAUGGACAUAUUUCAAAAGAAGCUCCUGUUCAUCCCCACAAAGGACCACUGAGCCCUGAUGUCUGUAGCUGUGUGGGGCAGUGCAUCUAUAAGGAUCCGAAAGCCUUCACCAAGCAGGAUAUGCCCCAGAGCUGGAAGCAGAUGUACAAGGAGCUACACCGAGCCCACCCCCUACAUCCAAGAAGCUGGGGUGCGGAGCCUGUGUGCCUGACCAACUCCCCCUCUCCAUCCCUUUCAGCUGCUACAGAGGUUCCAUGUCUCAAGAUCCUGGUCAGCAAAGUCCUGGGCUAUGGUAUCGUCAUGGGGUCUGUGAUGGUGAAGCUGCCCCAAGUGUUCAAGAUCCUGGGGGCCCAGAGCGCCGAGGGGCUGAGCUUCCAGGCUGUCCUGCUGGAGCUGCUGGCGCUGACCGGGACCAUAGCCUACAGCAUUGCGCACCACUUCCCCUUCAGCGCCUGGGGUGAAGCACUCUUCCUUACCCUACAGACGGUGACCAUUGGCUUUCUCAUCCAGUACUUUGGGGGAUGCACGGGGCGUGGUGUGACCUUCCUGGCUGUGUACUCCUCGGCACUGGCACUGCUCCUGUCCCCACUCCCACCCUCAGCUCUCAUCACCUUGCUGCAGGCCUUCAACCUCCCUGCCAUUAUCGUCAGCCGGCUGAUCCAGGCGACCACCAACUACCGCAACGGGCACACGGGGCAGCUCUCAGCUGUCACCAUCCUACUGCUGUUCGCCGGCAGCCUUGCCCGCAUCUUCACCUCUGUGCAGGAGACUGGGGACUUGUUGGUGGCACUGACCUACAUGGUGUCGUCCAUCUGCAAUGGGGUCAUCGCUGCACAGCUCAUCUACUACUGGCAUGUCCCAGCCCAGGGCAAGAAGCAGCGGUAGGACCCCCCUGCCAUGGGGGGGGCAAAAGGGGUGGGGCAGGGAUAAGCCAAGCCCCCAUCAUGGUGGGGAAGAGGGGGAGGUGUAUGAGCAGAGAAACCCCCAGUUCUGGGGGAAGGGGCUGCUUCUGUGUCUUGAAUUGCCCCCCCUUUCUCUGUAACUGCUCCCCUAUGACUGUAACUGCCCCCCCCCGGCUAGAAUUGCCCCAACUGGGGUGGAUUAAACGCUGAGAACACUCA